Messenger RNA from Nelumbo nucifera (sacred lotus), 2070 nucleotides. Its product is annotated as beta-glucuronosyltransferase GlcAT14A-like. Gene Ontology annotation, molecular function: glucuronosyltransferase activity. Gene Ontology annotation, cellular component: membrane. Lineage: Eukaryota; Viridiplantae; Streptophyta; Magnoliopsida; Proteales; Nelumbonaceae. The record is from RefSeq and is a predicted model, not a curated record.
AGCCGAUUCGAAACAUAGUGUGUUAUGCUUUUUGAUUUCCAUUGUAGGCGUGCUUCUGUGAUCUAUCUAGUGUCAGUGUCACAGACUCACAGUAUUUGAAAUUUUGAAUUGAACAUCAAAAUAAUUUUGGUCGGACAUUUAGCCGAAUCCCCCGACUAUCAUCUCUCCCAUUUUCCCAAGUCACACAGUCUCAACCCCGUUUCUGCCACCACGUCUCCUCUAUUCCUUGCUUCUCUGCUCAAAUUUCAGUUUCUAAAAGUUUCAACCACUGAGCGGGAGGGAAUGUAGAGAAGCUCAGAGACAACAGAACAGACAACCCCCGUAAAAAAUGCCGAGCCCAACAUCACCUUUACCCACCACCACCCUCACCACCACCGGCGCCACCGCCAGCAAAGAAACCCGGAUUCUGUAUUGCCUCCUAGCCAUCUCUCUCUUAUCACCCCUCUUCAUACUCUCCUUUUCUUCUUCCUCUACCACCACUCCCGCUUCUUCAUCUGGGUCUUUUCCAUUUGCCUUUUCAGGGCAUCAUUUUCAAUACAAGCAGCUCAUUUUGCUUAAUCCAAAUCAAGCCGACCACAGCUCACUCACCCCCAAACCUCCUUCCAUCGCUUAUUUCAUCACGGGCUCCAAUGGGGACUCUCAGCGCAUGCUCAGACUUCUCUUCGCCAUCUAUCACCCAAGAAACCAAUACCUCCUCCACCUCGACCUAACCGCUCCCCAGUCCCAACGAGACGAGCUCGCUGUAUCGGUCCAAUCCGUCCCUGUCUUUCGUGCCGCUCAGAACGUCAAUGUCGUGGGCAAAGCCGACUUCGCUUACUCCCGUGGGUCCUCCGCUGUUGCCUCCACUCUUCAUGGUGCUGCCAUUCUUCUCCGCUUUUUUUCCGACUGGGAUUGGUUCAUUAACCUCUCUGCUGCCGAUUAUCCCCUUGUCACGCAAGAUGAUCUUCUCCACAUAUUUUCCUUCUUGCCAAAGGAUCUCAAUUUUGUAAAUCACACCAGUCACAUUGGGUGGAGAGAAUCCCGGAGAAUGAAACCAAUCAUUAUUGAUCCAGGUUUUUAUCUCACAGCUAAGAGUGAUAUAUUUUAUGCAACACAGAAGAGGGAGUUCCCAAAUGCCUACAGAUUGUUCACAGGAUUGGCAUCCACUAUUCUGAAUCGUGAAUUUGUGGAGUUCUGCGUCUUGGGUUCAGACAAUUUACCAAGGAUUUUACUGAUGUAUUUCUCAAAUAUGCCUUCCUCACAAGCCAACUACUUCCAGACCAUUCUCUGUAAUUCUCCAGAGCUCAAGAAGACUAUAGUUAACCACAACUUGCACCAUGUCUCAUGGGAUACACCCCCUAAACGGGAGCCGCGUGCACUUUCUUUGAAGGACUUCAAUGAGAUGAUUCAGAGCGGAGCAGCCUUUGGUAGUCGAUUCCUCCCAGAUGAUCCAGUUCUUGACCGCAUCGAUGAAGAAGUGUUGAACCGCACUGCCGGCAAGGUCAUCCCUGGAGGUUGGUGUCUAGGUGAUCCCAAAAAUGAUUCGUGUACGGUUUGGGGAGAUGUUGAUGUGCUGAGGCCUGGUCCAGGAGGUAAGAGACUUGAGAGGCGAAUUGUUGAAUUGCUCUCAAGUGGUACAUUCCAUGCCAAUCAAUGUGACGAAACCCUAAAUGAACCCAAAAGGGUCAAUCAGAGUGUCCAGAAUGUCACCCAAGACCAAAAUUCAGUUGGAUCAACUGAAGACCCAAAGCGCACUUGAUUUAGUUAAAUAUUAAUUUUAUAUGUAUAAAUUAUUUUAAAAUGUUCCAUAAUUAGCUUUUUGGGUGGCCAAACAUUUUCCAAGUUUUUUCCUAGUGCUAGGUUUCAUCUCGUCAUUUGUUUUUAUUAUUUUUAGUUCACAGAAUCCAUUGGUUGAAAAUUGAAAUAGAUGGUAGGACCGUGAUCUACCAGACUGAGACUUAGUAGCUCCAGGUAUGGUCUGGGUUUAAGAACAUUGAUUGUAAUCGUUGUAUAUUACAGUGAAUGAUCGCGAGUUUCUUUCUGGGCUCGCAACAUUUUUUUUGUAAGUAGUAACCAAUUUCAAUUUCAUCA